AUGAUCGAGCGACGUCGCCUCCCAUCUGCAUCGUACUGUUCGCCUGUUGAAGAUGAGCAUUGGUCACGUUGUCUGUUCGCUGAACAGCCUGUAGUGAUCAUAGGCGGAAAUCGCGAUGCUAAACAAAUGGCACGUCAUGUCGCUAAUAAAUUGCCUGGAGCGUCACCAUUUUUCGUCAUGGACAUGCCAUCAGUGAUGGCACGUGUUGACGAUUGGCAAGAACGUCUACCACGCGUACAGGCAUACUACGCUCUACGUUGUAAUGCAGAUCCCGUAUUAGCCAGAAUGCUAGCCGAUUCAGCACAACUUGGAUUUGCUGUCUCAAAUGCUGAAGAAUUGGCAAUGGUGAAUAUAAGUCAAACUAUUUUUUGCUACUAGUU
Cylicostephanus goldi is the source of this 380-nucleotide messenger RNA. The record is from the annotation of a GenBank genome assembly. Lineage: Eukaryota; Metazoa; Nematoda; Chromadorea; Rhabditida; Strongylidae.